Molecule: messenger RNA, 1671 nt
Organism: Aureobasidium melanogenum CBS 110374
Lineage: Eukaryota; Fungi; Ascomycota; Dothideomycetes; Dothideales; Saccotheciaceae
Exons: 3
Coding region: 1-1671 (556 amino acids)
Biological process (GO): intra-Golgi vesicle-mediated transport
Cellular component (GO): TRAPPII protein complex; trans-Golgi network
Source: RefSeq, a predicted model, not a curated record
AUGACAACAUCUACUGAAUCACAGCCCAUGCUGUCCUUUCCUGAUGCUUCCACUCUUGAUCUUAUAAUCCCAAACUCAUCAGACUUUGAUGUCGAGUCUCACCUGAAGUCCGACAACCAAAUCGUUUCCAGAGAUGCCUUGUUCUUCGAGGAGUUGCUGCCUGUAUAUGUUAUCCUUCGCAGCUCAUUGCCUUCAUUUCAACAAGUAAUAAACAAUGUCGAACUGUACAUAACCGCAUAUGCUACCCAGCCCUCACCACCUCCGCGCCUACAAUCGGGCAAUGCUCAGGCUCCUCCUCCACCACAACAGCCUGUAAAAUUGGCUUUGGACUCGGUCACUAUUACACCUGAACACAAGCCAAGUUUCAUUCAUAUUCAUGACCAAGGAGAUCAGUCGUAUGCUGUCUGGAAGACAACGCUUUAUCUCCGAUUUCCACCUCAAAGGCUUCAUCGACCAUCCAUCCAUCUUACAGCAUCCGCUAUUUCGAAACCUACUGAAAUAUUCAAAGCGGCGAUCCAAGAUGAAUACAUGACAAGUUGUGCACCUCCAACCUCCGAGAAUUUGCUUCAAUCUUUGCAACACAGCUCACAGACUGCUUCCAGUCAACCCUAUCUCCCCUCAGACCGGAUUCAUAAGGUGGCACCUCGGGCUGCCCCCACAACUCAAGAGGCCCGUCCCCUAAGGACAUCGUCGAGACUCUUCAAUGUCUCUCCAGCUUUGGCCGUCAAAGUUCACAUUACCCCUGAGCAAGUCUCAGAUAUGCUAUUGUGCUUAGAUUUGGAAUCAGCACGCCAUACCGGAUAUGGUGGCAUACAGAUAGACGAGAUCAAGGCAGAAGGAAGCAGUCUCACUGUGGAGCCCUUCUCAGCUGACUUGGCAGCUUUGAGCUUACCAACGACCCUACAAGCAGGAGACAAGAGCACUUUUCUGUACAAAUUGGCACGACCUGAAGAAACAGCUGGAGUCUCAAGUCAUAAACCGCGUAGUGUCACUUUCCAGAUCCGCGCUGUUGCUCAAGUCAGUGGCACAUGUAGCGCACAGAUACAGGCUCACUGGCACGGAAAUGUAAACUUUCCUCCACUUCAACCAACCAAGUCCCUGCCACUACGACCUCAAAGCGUAACAUCGACAACUCAAGACCUCAACUCGCGGCCAUUGAGCAAGCGAGUGAGCACAAUGACAACUCGACCCAUGAGCGGCAUGACUCAAGUCGAUUCUGCAGGCGUGACAUUUGCAUUUACUGCUCCGGAUAAGGUGAAAGAAGGCGAGACGUUCCUUCUCGAUGUGUUCGUCGUAAACCGCAGCACGAGGAAAAAGAGGCUCGCAAUUGUGGCCAUCCCCAAGUCUGUCAAAUCGGCACAAUCACAACACGCCUUGCGAUUUCCCAACAUUCCGCGACAAGACAGUCAUCACACUGCAGAAGCGGUCAUGGAUGAUCGCACGAUAUAUCACAUGCAAGACCAGCGCGAGGCUCAGAUAGCUGAAGUUGUGUGUUUGAAUGCAGAUGUGCGAGUCGGUCCUUUGCCCCCUGGGGCUUGCCACAACGUACAGUUGGAGUUUUUGACGCUCUCAUCUGGCUUGGUGGGUCUUGCUGCUGUACAUGUCGUAGAUUUGGAUUCGCGUGAGACGACUCAAAUCACCGAAUUACCUGAUAUCAUGGUAUCCAAAUGA